AUGUAUGAAGAUUAUUUUUCUAUUGAUGAUAUAUUAUCAACUCAAGAACGUAUUCGUUGUCAAUUACUUGUUGAUAUACCAAAAUUAGGUUUUCUUGAAUCUUCAUCAUCUUCAUCAUUAAAUGAUGAUAAAAAAGAUGAAAAAGAAGGACAAAAUAUUUCAUCAUUAACAGCAAAUACAAAACUUGAACUUCCUUAUUGGAUGGUUUAUUCAAUAUGUAAUUGUAAAACACGAUUUGCUUCAUUACCUGAAGUACCAUUAAUAUAUUCACGAAUUCAACGACAAAUUUUUGCUGCUGAUGCAUCUGUUGUUGAUUUAGCUAAACAAGGUCCACAUUUUUAUCGUCAAGGACGUCAUUUAUUAGAAUUAAAUUUUGAUGAAAAAAGACAAGUUGCAAUAACACUUUUACAAACAUAUCAACAAAGAUUUCGAUCAAUUAUGGAUUCAGCUUUUCAUUUAAUUUUAUCAAGUGAUCAUCAUCAUCAUGAAAGUAUGAAACAACAAACAGCUAAAUUUGAAAGACAAGAAAAAAUUUUAUUAUUAUUGGGUCAAGCAGCUUUUAGAGAUUAUGAUAGAUUAAUUAAUAAUGAAACAAAACAAAUGUUACCACCAAAAAUUCAAGGAAUGACCAAUGAUCUUACUAAAGAAAUAAUUUCAAUUAAAUCUGAUUCUGAUCUUCCACCAUUACGUAAUCCUGAGAUUCUUAUUGGUCAAAAAGAUCUUACGGCAUUAUCCUACUUAAAUGAACCUGAAGUUUUAUAUAAUCUUGAAUCUCGUUUUAAUAAAUCGCAAAUUUAUACAAAAUGUGGUAUUGUAUUAGUUGCUAUAAAUCCAUAUGAGGUUUUAUCAAUAUAUGGAAAUGAUACAAUUCAAUUGUAUCGUGAUCAAGAUGUUCAAUUGUUAGAACCACAUAUAUUUGCAACAGCUGAAUUAUCUUAUCAAUCAAUGGUGAAUUUUUCAAGAAAUCAAUCAAUUAUUGUUUCAGGAGAAUCUGGAGCUGGAAAAACAGUUAGUGCAAAAUAUGCUAUGAGAUAUUUUGCUAAUGUUGGAGGAUUAUUAGAAGAAACACAAAUUGAAAAAAAAGUUUUAGCAUCAAAUCCUAUUAUGGAAGCUAUUGGAAAUGCUAAAACAAUACGCAAUGAUAAUUCAUCACGUUUUGGAAAAUAUAUUGAAAUUGCUUUUUUAAGAAAUCAUAUUUGUGGAGCAUCAAUGAAAACUUAUUUAUUAGAAAAAUCAAGAGUCAUUUACCAAGCAUCGGAUGAACGAAAUUAUCAUAUAUUUUAUCAAUUAUGUACACAAGCAAAUCAAUCUGAUAUGAAAUCUCUUGCACUAUCCUUACUUCGUGAUGUUCGUCUUUGUUCAGACGUUGAAACAUUCGAUCAAGAACGAUUAAACAUUGAAAUAGCAUUACUUCUAAAUGGAUAUCCACCAAAAUUUAUCAGUCAUCAUUUUAAACAAUUCUUUAAAAAUUAUAAUGCUUCACCAAUCUAUCAAGAUUUACACGUAGAAACGUAUCAACAACUUCAUCUUCAAUUACUUAAUGAAUCCUUAACUACUGAUCAAGUACCACAAAAAUUAGAAUAA
Messenger RNA from Rotaria sp. Silwood2, 1584 nucleotides. The record is from the annotation of a GenBank genome assembly. NCBI's taxonomy places the organism in Eukaryota, Metazoa, Rotifera, Eurotatoria, Philodinida, Philodinidae.